AUGGUGUUUCUCUCUUUUUUACUCCUACCCCUCACUAUUAAUACCUCUAAAUUCUCUUUGACAGAUACGACGAAAGAAGAAAAGAAUGGAUCGAGCUUCGUUUUUUCCACUUUUAUUGAUAGUUGUAUACCUUAUUGCCACCGCCAAUGCAUUGUACGGACCUUCAUCACCAGUUCUUCAGUUAACUCCUUCCAACUUUAAGUCUAAGGUGCUAAAUUCAAAUGGUAUUGUUUUAGUUGAGUUCUUUGCACCUUGGUGUGGUCAUUGUAAAGCUCUGACACCCCAUUGGGAAAAGGCAGCUACUAUAUUGAAAGGUGUUGCCACCGUAGCAGCUCUUGAUGCCGAUGCUCACCAAUCCCUUGCACAGGAAUAUGGAAUCAAAGGAUUUCCUACCAUCAAGGUGUUUGCACCUGGAAAACCUCCUGUUGAUUACCAAGGAGCACGUGAGGCGAAACCAAUUGCGGAAUUCGCAUUGCAGCAGAUCAAGGCACUGCUGAAGGACCGAGUACAUGGAAAAGCUACAGGAGGGUCUUCCCAGAGUUCUGAGCCUAGUGCAUCAAUAGAGUUGAACUCACGAAACUUUGAUGAGAAGGUGCUUAAGAGCAAAGAUCUCUGGAUAGUUGAGUUUUUCGCACCUUGGUGUGGGCACUGCAAAAAGCUUGCUCCUGAGUGGAAGAAAGCUGCUAAGAACCUUGAGGGUAAGGUGAAGCUGGGCCACGUAGACUGUGAUGCAGAGAAGUCUUUGAUGAGCAGGUACAACGUCCAAGGUUUCCCCACAAUUUUGGUAUUUGGUGCUGACAAGGAAAGUCCUGUCCCAUAUGAAGGUGCAAGAACAGCGGCAGCCAUUGAGUCGUUUGGAUUAGAGCAGCUGGAAACUAAUGUUGCACCUCCUGAAGUGAUUGAGUUGACUAGCCCAGAUGUCAUGGAAGAGAAAUGUAAUUCUGCUGCAAUCUGCUUUGUUUCAUUCCUGCCGGAUAUAUUAGAUUCCAAGGCAGAAGGAAGGAACAAAUACCUAGAAAUGUUGUUAUCUGUUGCGGAGAAAUUCAAGAGAAAUCCCUACAGUUACGUUUGGGUGGCGGCUGGUAAGCAACCAGAUCUUGAAAAGCAUGUCGGUGUUGGUGGUUAUGGAUAUCCAGCUAUGGUAGCUUUGAAUGUUAAAAAAGGAGUAUACGCACCUCUUAAGAGUGCAUUCCAGCGCCAGCCGAUAAUAGAUUUUGUGAAAGAAGCUGGACUAGGUGGAAAAGGUAAUCUGCCAUUAGCUGCUACUCCUUCAAUUGUAAAGACUGAAGCGUGGGAUGGAAAAGAUGGGGAAAUCAUCGAAGAAGACGAGUUCUCCCUUGAAGAACUUAUGGGGGACGACACACCAAACAAGGAUGAGUUAUAAUUCUUCUUCACUCUCAUAGAGUACGAUGUUAAGCUAGUUAGAAACAGUUUUGACGUAACAAGCCGUGUAUUACUGUGUUAUAGUUUAUUUAUCAUCAAAUUGACAUCCCCAGUUUAAAAGAUUUCCUUUUUACUUCCUUUGUUUCCUGGAAGUUUACAUGGAUUGUUACUGUUGGGGAUAUAUCAGAAGUCACUUUUUCUGUUGUUGUUUGCUUGUUUUCUUCUAUAUUACGUAAGUCACAGGUUUAGAACAUAUAAUUUUUAUUGCAGAGACUAUAAUUGUAUCGA
This is a messenger RNA of Nicotiana attenuata, 1671 nucleotides long. Its product is annotated as protein disulfide isomerase-like 2-3. The transcript is spliced from 9 exons. The record is from RefSeq and is a predicted model, not a curated record. Gene Ontology annotation, molecular function: protein-disulfide reductase activity; protein disulfide isomerase activity. Gene Ontology annotation, cellular component: endoplasmic reticulum lumen. Bases 86 to 1384 code for a protein of 432 amino acids. Gene Ontology annotation, biological process: response to endoplasmic reticulum stress. NCBI's taxonomy places the organism in Eukaryota, Viridiplantae, Streptophyta, Magnoliopsida, Solanales, Solanaceae.